Molecule: messenger RNA, 1127 nt
Organism: Cylas formicarius (sweet potato weevil)
Lineage: Eukaryota; Metazoa; Arthropoda; Insecta; Coleoptera; Brentidae
Product: dehydrogenase/reductase SDR family member 13-like
Exons: 4
Coding region: 8-988 (326 amino acids)
Source: RefSeq, a predicted model, not a curated record
UGUAAAAAUGAUCGUAAUAUUAAAAAUCGUCGCCGGUCUGGCGGCCGUUUUGUUCUGCGUGAAACUGUAUGUCGUGCACACCACCAAAAGGUGCACCAACUGCGUGAGUUUGAUCGGUAAAACUGUCGUUGUCACCGGAGCUAAUACCGGUAUAGGAUUCCAAUCGGCAUUGGAGUUCGCUAAACGAGGAGCUCGGGUAAUCCUGGCUUGCAGAAACCAAGAGAAGGCCGACAUCGCUAGGGAAGAAAUCGUACAACGUACCCAGAACACAAACGUUGAGGUUAAAAUCGUCGAUUUUUCGUCGCUGGCGUCGGUCGAAAAGUGUGCCAAAGAUAUUUCGGACAGCGAAGCUCGGGUGGACAUUUUGGUGAACAACGCGGGGGUCGGGGGCACAAGAAACAAGUCGACUGACGAUGGACUUCAAAUCCUCAUGCAAAUUAAUUACUUCGGACCGUUUUUGUUCACCAUACUGUUGCUUGAUCGGUUAAAGCAAGCUCCAAACGCGAGGAUAAUAAACGUCUCGUCGAUUCUCGCCAAGGAGGGUAAAAUAGACGUUACCAAUUUGAAUUCCUACGCUGGCCAAAUCGCCACCUACAGCAACAGCAAAUUGUGCAACAUCUUUUUCACCACGGAACUGGCCAGACGACUGAAAGACACCAACGUAUCCGCAUUUUCUUUGCAUCCGGGCGCCAUCCGAACGGAGAUAUUUAGACGGGUCAAAGGUGUGAGGAAACUCAUAUUAGACGCCGUGUCAGCGCUUUACUUUAAGUCACCGGAAGAGGGCGCCCAAACGAUCAUCUACACGGCUACCGAACAAGGGUUGGAAAAGUAUUCCGGAAGACAUUUUGAGGAGUGUGCGGUGGUGCCGGGCUAUCCUUCCGCGUUGGACCACGAUUUGGCAACGUCGGUGUGGAAAAGGACGUGCGACAUUCUUGACGUCGACGGCGAUGUCACUGAUAAUCAAGAGAACGGUUUUGUGAAGGCGUGACGAGUAACACUGCGAAGUGUUUAACUACUUGUUGAUUGCCAGAGAUUUGAAACCAAAGUUAGCGAUUGCGGUUGUCGUCAUAAAAAUUUUUAAAACGUAGCAAUGGAAAACUAAAACUAAGCAGAAUAAUAACAUUCAU